Sorghum bicolor (sorghum) is the source of this 2904-nucleotide messenger RNA. RefSeq names its product LMBR1 domain-containing protein 2 homolog A. Bases 267 to 2459 code for a protein of 730 amino acids. The transcript has 14 exons. Lineage: Eukaryota; Viridiplantae; Streptophyta; Magnoliopsida; Poales; Poaceae. The record is from RefSeq and is a predicted model, not a curated record. Gene Ontology annotation, cellular component: membrane.
CUCGGACCGACAUUUCCCAAACUCCACCGAACGAUCCGUGUUCGGCCCACCAGCACCUUCCUCUUCCUUCUUCCCCAGCCGUGCGCGCUUCUCCACUUCCCCGGAGACAAAAGAGCCCCGCGAUCUCCCGGGCCCCACCUCCCGCCUGCGCGCCUGCAACACGGAGAAGCUUCCGGUUCCCAGCCGGCCCGGCUCCACCGACUCUUCCUUUCCCUCCGGCCGCCGCGGCGUCGAAGCGGAUUAGCGGGGAGCGUCGGGGCGGCGAGAUGUGGGUGUUCUACCUGAUAUCGCUGCCCCUGACGCUGGGCAUGGUCGUCGUCACGCUCCGCUACUUCGCCGGCCCCGCUGUGCCGCGCUACGUUGUCGUCACCGUCGGAUACGCAUGGUUCUGCUCCCUCUCCAUCAUCAUCCUCGUCCCCGCCGACAUCUGGCAGACAUUAACUGGCAGUGCAAAGGGUGGCAUUGGAUUCUUUUGGAGCUGGUCCUAUUGGAGCACAUUUAUCCUAACAUGGGCUGUAGUUCCUACUAUCCAGGGCUAUGAAGAUGCAGGAGACUUCACUGUUAAAGAAAGGCUGAAAACUAGCAUUCAUAUGAACCUGCUUUUUUAUUCAAUUGUGGGAGCCAUUGGCCUUAUUGGUCUCAUACUACUCUUAAUCAUGCAUAGAGCUUGGGAUGGUGGUAUUGUGGGAUUUGCAAUGGCAUGCUCAAAUACCUUUGGAUUAGUGACUGGUGCUUUUCUUCUUGGGUUUGGGCUAAGCGAAAUUCCAAGAAACAUUUGGAAAAACGCAGACUGGUCUCACCGCCAAAAAGUACUUUCUCAUAGAGUUGCUAAGAUGGCUGUAAAGCUUGAUAAUGCCCAUCAAGAAUAUUCAAAUGCAAUUGUUGUUGCUCAAGCUACAUCAAAUCAAAUGUCAAAACGUGACAUUUUGAGGCCUUACAUGGAUAUUAUUGAUAACAUGCUGUCUCAAAUGCUGCGGGAGGAUCCAUCCUUUAAACCUUCUGGUGGUAGAUUAGGUGAAAAUGAUAUGGACUAUGAUACUGAUGAUAAAUCGAUGGCCACACUUCGGCGCCAACUCAGGAGAGCUCAUGAGGAGUACUAUAGGUGCAAAAGUGAGUAUAUGACUUGUGUCAUGGAAGCCCUCAAACUAGAAGACACAAUAAAAAAUUAUGAACGCCGUGAUGCUAAUGGAUGGAAAUAUGUAUCAAGUUUUAGAGAAAGUCGUUCAGGCACACUUGGAUCAAUUUUGGACACUAUUGAGUUCAUUUGGCGCUGUAUACUGAGAAAGCAGCUUCAAAAAGCAUUUGCUGUUAUCCUUGGCUGCAUGUCAGCUGCUAUACUGUUGGCUGAAGCUACUUUACUUCCAAGUGGUGUUGAUCUCUCUCUCUUUUCUAUUCUUAUAAAAGCUGUAGGAAAACAAGAGGUUUUAGUUCAGGUUGCUGCUUUUGUCCCCUUGAUGUAUAUGUGCAUUUGCACAUAUUAUUCAUUAUUCAAGAUUGGUAUGUUGAUGUUCUAUUCUCUAACUCCAAGGCAAACCAGCUCUGUCAGCUUGCUUAUGAUCUGUUCAAUGGUUGCAAGAUAUGCACCUCCUAUUUCUUAUAACUUUCUUAAUCUCAUCCGCCUUGGUGGCAAUGCUAAAACUACAUUUGAGAAGAGAAUGGGGAACAUUGAUGAUGCAGUCCCUUUCUUCGGCAGAGGCUUCAACAGGAUCUACCCACUGAUUAUGGUUGUUUAUACGCUAUUGGUUGCUAGUAAUUUCUUUGGCCGUGUGAUUGACUUUUUGGGAAGCUGGAAAAGGUUCAAGUUCCAACGUGAAGAAGAGAAUAUAGAUGGUUUAGAUCCCUCUGGAAUGAUUAUUCUACAAAAAGAGAGGUCUUGGCUUGAACAAGGGUGCAAAGUGGGCGAGCAAGUUAUUCCAUUGGCAAGGAAUUUCAAUGGCGUGAACACAGAUAUUGAAUCACAAAAUGUUCCAUUGGUUGAAAAUACAGUGGAGAUGAAAGUUGGGGCAACCUCUUCCAGAAAUGAUGGGAGAGCCGGUCAGUCGAAAUAUGCAAACAACAGGGAGACUAUCGCCAGCAAAUACACUUCUAUUAGAGAACAGAACCGGCAGUCAGGGAAGGCAGUGAGAAAGGAAAUUUCACCGAACUCUGUAUCUUUGCUUGAAGAAAGAAAUUCUGAGCAGCGGUCCAAUGCGGGUGUACCACCAACUGGUGUGUCUGCAACAUGGGCCUCGAUGAAGAAUGGUUUUCAAAAUUUCAAAGCAAAUAUGGGUUCAAAGAAGUUUCUUCCUUUGCGCCAAGAUCCAGGAUUUGUUCUGAAUUCAAAUGUCUCUUCACCUGAAUCUCUUGAUGACAUAUUCCAAAGGUUGAAACGGCGGCCUGCAAAUGUACCUGUGGAUUACCUUGACGAUGACGAUGAUGACAACACAGGAGAUAUGGAUCUGCAUUUCCAGGAUCAAUGAAAUAGGUUGUUAUUCUUUUAGGUUUAGAAUAUGCAUACACAGAAAAACUAAAAGAAUUGUUAGCAUUAGAUGCUCGAAGGAAGAUAUAGGAUGUAUAGAUCUGAUGAUUUGGUGUGCUUCCUGGAAGCCAAGACGCCUGCCCGUCUGGAGAACUACAAAAUGGAAGUACGAUAUGAUGACAGCCUUGCAGAAAGGCUUUAAAUUUUCCCAGCAAGAAGGUUUGGGACUUCUCUCACCUUAUUUGAGUCUGUAUUGGAGUUGCUGAUAUGCGAUCCAAGCCGAAGAAUGUAAAUGUGCACCUACGAUUCCAUUUGAAGAUUAACGUGCCUGGGUUGUAACCAGUAAAAAUGUACUAUCAAAUAUAUACUUGAUGGGGAGAAUGCUCCCAAGUGUUUUUGUGUUGCAGACGUCAGACUUGUAUUUGAUGGUAUAACCUUGCGAACAA